CGGUAGUGGUUAUUUUAAUUUUAUAAUAAACGUAAACGUGCAUUUAUAAAUGAAUAAUUAUGUAGAAUAAUACACACAAUAUAUAAAAAUAGAAAGUAAGAUAUAGCAAAUGUUAGGAAAUUACUUACAACAAUAAUUAUAUUAUACAGGGUAUAAUUCUAUUUUUAAAAACGAUUAUAAUUAACACACUUAAAGGAUCUUUGGUUUAUCAAAAUAAUUUGAUACAAUACUGCGCAUCAUGAUACCUUUAUAUGUUAAUGAUGGUGUUGCAUAUGUUUGGAAUUCAAAAGACUGGCAUACUCUUCGGUCAACUCACAGGAUAUGUGGUGCAUUGAUUGGUACCAUUGUUUCAUAUCCUCGUCAAAAUGAAUUUCAAGGGUUACCAAUGGCUUUAAUGUCUGAGGAAGCAGCAUUACUAGUUGAAAAAAGAUUAUGUGAGUUGAUUGAACUGCCUAAUAUAAACGAAGAACUUUCAGAAGAAAAGAAACAAAAAAUACAAGAAAUGGAUCAAAAAAUAAUAAAUGAGCAAUCAGAGGCAUUGCAGAAAAAGAAAAUAGAACAAUUGUCACAAAAGAUUGACAUAAUUGUCGCAGGAAAGAAGAAGAAAAUGAUGUCUAAAGGAAUAUUUGAUAUAAAUAUCGAUAAAGACACAUUAUUGCAAGAAGAAAUAAAUAAAUUAUCCAAAGCAACUCCUGCUAAUAUAUUAAUUCAUCUGCCUACAGAACAUUUUAUAAAUACAGAGAACAUUAAAUUGGAAAUAGAUGUUUUGAGACCCUGUAUAAUGUUUGGAGAUGGAGCAAUACGCUAUACUAUUUUCAAGGACUUAUGGGAAAGAGGUUACUAUAUAACAAGUGGUUCAAAAUUUGGUGCUGAUUUUCUUGUAUACCAAGGUGAUCCAGUAAGAUUUCAUGCAAUGUAUAUGUUGAAAUGUGUAAGUAAUAUUGCACAAUGUUUUCGACCUGCAAACAUAGUGACAUUUGGAAGAUUAUCUGUGGCAGUCAAUAAACUCGCACUGUAUGGUUUUUGCAACAAUUAUGGAAAAAUUGAAUAUCAAACAAUACAAUGGCAUGAUACUUUGAAUGGAUGACUUUGUUAACUUAUGCUAGGCCAAAAACAUUUUGU
This is a messenger RNA of Vanessa tameamea, 1122 nucleotides long. It is a transcript of the gene Tsen34, whose product is annotated as tRNA splicing endonuclease subunit 34. Gene Ontology annotation, cellular component: tRNA-intron endonuclease complex. The record is from RefSeq and is a predicted model, not a curated record. NCBI's taxonomy places the organism in Eukaryota, Metazoa, Arthropoda, Insecta, Lepidoptera, Nymphalidae. Bases 239 to 1087 code for a protein of 282 amino acids. Gene Ontology annotation, biological process: tRNA-type intron splice site recognition and cleavage; tRNA splicing, via endonucleolytic cleavage and ligation. Gene Ontology annotation, molecular function: nucleic acid binding; tRNA-intron lyase activity. The transcript has 8 exons.